AUGGGUCUCAAGGGGGCAUGGUGUUUCCCAUGGUGUGGGUGCCGGAGACAGCGGGGGACUGCAAGAGGAGCAGGCCUGGAUCCCGCUGUCCGUCCAGAUCCAAAUCCCAGCCCGGCCCCCAUCACGGCCGAGGGAGGGGUGCCGUCCUUGGGGUCUGGCGCCUACUUCAGCCGGAAAGCCCGACUCUCCUUCCGUCACCAGCUGCAUGACUUCGCAUCCGCCAACGACUCCACCAUUUAACGGGGACAACCAGGGGCUGAACUUCCAGGAAGCUUGGCAACCUCCCCUCCCCAGUCUUCUCCGUGAUCCGUCCGGACCCCCGUCCCUCAUGACCUUGUCGUCAAAUAUACUCAG
Messenger RNA from Mirounga angustirostris (Northern elephant seal), 354 nucleotides. It is a transcript of the gene CUNH17orf114, whose product is annotated as chromosome unknown C17orf114 homolog. Lineage: Eukaryota; Metazoa; Chordata; Mammalia; Carnivora; Phocidae. The transcript is spliced from 2 exons. The record is from RefSeq and is a predicted model, not a curated record. The coding region runs from base 1 to 240 and encodes 79 amino acids.